Molecule: messenger RNA, 3284 nt
Organism: Linum tenue
Lineage: Eukaryota; Viridiplantae; Streptophyta; Magnoliopsida; Malpighiales; Linaceae
Source: the annotation of a GenBank genome assembly
CGUUCAAAAACAGAAACAAACAAAACCGAUAUAAAAAAAAAGGGAAAGGAAAGGGGGGAAAAAAAUAAAAUACCGGCCGAGAGAGAUCGGAGAGAGGGUGGAGGAGAGAACGACUGUCACCGCCGCGUCGCGGCUGAGGGAGAAGAAGAAGAGAUUGCGUAGAGAGAGGCAGGACUACCGACUACGGGGACGCUUGCGUUCAGACACCUUAAUCGCCCGCCGUUGCUUUCCCAAUCGCCUUCGUGUUCGUCCGCCGGCACUCAAACCGGGAAAUCGAGCGUAGGAGAGUCGGGGGGAGAGCCAUUUCUGCACUGUUGCUUCGUCGUCGCCGCCAUCAUCAAAUUCAUCGUUUCUUUCGCUAAUCGACGUCAGCGGCUGCGACUGAGGGAGGGAGAAGGAGAGAGUCAUAAAGGAAAUUGUAGUGCUGUUGGAAGCUUCCCAAAGCAGCUGAAUCUUUUCAUCACAUCCGUUUCCUCUCAACUCUUAGGAACAUGGAUGGAUCUAGUCAUCGAGGCAGUAGUAAUGUGGAUAUGUUCUUACCCAAUUAUAAGCUUGGUAAAACUCUUGGAAUCGGUUCCUUCGGUAAGGUUAAAAUUGCGGAGCAUGCAUUGACCGGGCACAAAGUCGCCAUCAAGAUACUUAAUCGCCGCAAGAUUAAAAAUUUGGAUAUGGAAGAGAAAGUGCGAAGAGAAAUCAAAAUCUUGAGAUUAUUUAUGCAUCCCCAUAUCAUUCGUCUAUAUGAGGUUAUUGAGACACCGACUGAUAUAUACGUUGUGAUGGAGUAUGUUAAAUCUGGGGAAUUGUUUGAUUAUAUUGUGGAGAAAGGAAGGUUACAGGAAGAUGAGGCCCGCAACUUUUUCCAGCAGAUAAUUUCUGGUGUGGAAUACUGCCACAGGAAUAUGGUUGUCCACAGAGACCUUAAGCCUGAGAAUUUGCUCCUGGAUUCUAAAUGUAAUGUCAAGAUAGCUGAUUUUGGGUUGAGCAAUAUAAUGAGAGAUGGCCACUUUCUGAAGACAAGUUGUGGAAGCCCAAACUAUGCAGCCCCAGAGGUUAUCUCUGGAAAAUUGUAUGCUGGGCCUGAAGUUGACGUGUGGAGUUGCGGUGUUAUAUUGUAUGCUCUUCUUUGUGGUACUCUUCCAUUUGAUGAUGAAAACAUACCCAACCUAUUUAAGAAAAUUAAGGUAUGAUAAAUUUAAAUAUGCUCGCUGUUUAAUAUGGUAAUAGCAUUCUUGACUGUACUUCUCUUAAAAAGUCAUUUUUCUUUUUGGCAUGAAGACAAGCCUUUCUUCAGAUAAUGAUUAUUGUGUCAAUGUAAGUCUUUUGGAUAUCUAGGCUGACUGGACUGUGUACAGUGUCUCCAUUUGUAUGGAAGGGAUUUGCUUUGUUAGUUGGACAGAAGAAUAUAAACUCAAAGCCCCCGGCAUAGAUUCAUACCCUUCUGUUAUACUCUGUUAGUAAGCCUUUUUCCUUAAGUAGCAGUGAUAUUCCGAAGUAAUCAAAUUGUUCUGUGGUUUAAAUGGAAGAAAACAUUGUAUGUCAUAGUUUCAACCUUUCUGGUUUUUGGGAAUGCAAGAUCGUUUUGGUUCUUAGUAUGUGUCAUAUUCUUAAAUAAUAGCCAUCAUUUCCCCGACUUAAAGUUCGGCUGACUCUGCUGCUAUUUUGGGUCACAGUGUCGACUUUAAUGGGAGAUUUCAGGGUUCAGUGGUAGAUAGUCUUUUGAUACCCAGUUUACCUAUGGAUGCUGUUAUCAUUAUACAAGUCUGUCUUUCAUUUUCAUAUGCACUAUUAUUCCGUUUCUUUUAUGUAUUAUGUUUGUGACGAGCAAUUUAAUAGAGCAGGUUUAUGUGUCUUGCUUGUGCACAAAUGGAUUCAGUUGAGUUUUUGUUUUUAGGGAGGGAUAUACACUCUUCCUAGUCAUUUAUCACCUGGUGCAAGAGAUCUUAUCCCUAGGAUGCUAGUGGUUGAUCCGAUGAAGCGAAUGACUAUACCUGAAAUUCGUCAGCACCCGUGGUUCCAAGCUCGUCUCCCACGUUACUUGGCUGUCCCUCCACCAGAUACGAUGCAACAAGCUAAAAAGAUUGAUGAGGAGAUUCUGCAGGAAGUGAUUAAAAUGGGAUUUGACAGGAACCAACUUGUUGAAUCUCUUCGCAACAGAAUUCAGAAUGAGGGUACUGUGGCGUACUACUUGCUAUUGGAUAACAGGUUCCGGGUUUCUAAUGGAUAUCUUGGAGCAGAGUUUCAAGAGACCAUGGAACUGGGUUACAACCGUAUGCAUCCUAGUGAGCCUGUUUCUCCAUCUGGUGGUCAUCGCCCCGCUGGGUAUAUGGAGUAUCAAGGGAUGGGCUUGAGAUCACAAUAUCCUGUUGAUAGGAAAUGGGCACUCGGACUUCAGUCUCGAGCCCAUCCACGUGAAAUAAUGACGGAAGUCCUCAAAGCUUUGCAAGAACUGAAUGUCGGCUGGAAGAAGAUUGGUCACUACAACAUGAAGUGCCGGUGGUUCCCUGGUAGCCCCGGACACCAUGAAGGCAUGCUAAAUGAUUCUGGCCUCAAUAACCACUUCUUUGGGGAUGAUUCUUCCAUUAUUGAGAACGACGGAGCAACCAAAGCACCAAACGUCGUGAAAUUCGAAGUCCAGCUGUACAAAACACGGGAGGAGAAGUACUUGCUGGAUCUACAGCGAGUACAGGGACCGCAGUUCCUGUUCUUGGACCUCUGUGCAGCUUUCCUUGCACAGCUCCGCGUGCUUUAGUGUUGCGUGAGACAAAAGCAAAAAGGUAGGUUUUCUUUUUCUUCAGACGACCUGCCAACCGAUGGAGAUGGAUGUCUUUGUGUUUUGCUUCGGCCGUGAUUACGAAUAGACUCAUCCGCCGAGUGUAAUGUGUAUUGUACAUAGCUCCGCGCCUGGGUUUCCAGUCGUACCUAUCUUUCUUCUGGUUUUUAAGCUUCUUUUCCAUAAUCCCCAGUGGGUUUCCCCCCCUUCAUAUGGGUAAUUUUCUGAGUAGUGAAGCCAACAGAUAUAUCCUCAGCUCUUGUAUUUGGCCAAGAAGAACUAGGCACUCUGUCCUGAUUCCUCUUUUUUAUAACAUACUGUAGCAUUUGAUCUCUCCAUAUGCCAACUCAUUUGUAUACUUGAUGUGUCUCGACGAAUGAACUCGUGAAACUCGUGAGACGUUAUCGUUGUAUGUCACAUGUUUCGUUAGCUAAAAUACUAGUCUAUGUUUGUUCAUCUCCAAAUCCACCACGGGGUGUGCUAUUCAACAGAUGGCAUGACAUUCCGAUUGCAG